Molecule: messenger RNA, 550 nt
Organism: Chelonus insularis
Lineage: Eukaryota; Metazoa; Arthropoda; Insecta; Hymenoptera; Braconidae
Product: urease accessory protein UreE-like
Exons: 3
Coding region: 71-412 (113 amino acids)
Source: RefSeq, a predicted model, not a curated record
AUUCGACACAGCAUUAGUAGCUGUUUGAAGACAUCAUCUUCUGUUCGACUGUAGUCAAAUAAUUGUCAUAAUGGCAAAGUUAAUAUUCCUCAUUGUUUUGGCUUUUGCUGCUUACGUUGCUGCUUAUCCUUCUCAAGACUCAAUGCAAUCAUUACCUGGACGAGUUAAAAGAGCUCCUGGUCCUAGUCCAAAUCCUGGUCAUGUCCAUCAUUAUGAAACGGAGACUCGAGAUCGUUUUGGCAAUACAUUUUACCGUCAUGAAGAUGUAUAUCAUCAUGAUCGUAACGAUUUCUUUGGUCAUGGUCAUUAUGGCCAUGAUCAUUUUGGCCAUGAUCAUUUUGGUCAUGGAUAUCAUGGGCAUGGACAUCAUGGACAUGGAUUAUUGGGUGGAUUUUUUGACAUCUUUGGUUAAAAAAAUAAAUAAUUAUAUUUUCUUUCAAGAUCCAUUGAAUCGAAAACCUAUGAAGUUUUUAUUCUGUAAUCAGAUAAUUGUUACAUCGUAACAUAAAUCUUAUUUUUCAUACUUGAAGAAAAGUAUAAAGUAGAUAAU